This is a messenger RNA of Phialemonium atrogriseum, 1434 nucleotides long. RefSeq lists its product as uncharacterized. Gene Ontology annotation, biological process: cellular response to pH. Lineage: Eukaryota; Fungi; Ascomycota; Sordariomycetes; Cephalothecales; Cephalothecaceae. Bases 1 to 1434 code for a protein of 477 amino acids. The transcript is spliced from 2 exons. Gene Ontology annotation, cellular component: plasma membrane. The record is from RefSeq and is a predicted model, not a curated record.
AUGCCGUAUCCAUUCGUCCUCCCAACUACAUCUGCCUUUUCCUACUCAUCUAGUUUCAGCUGUGAAACUCAUCCAUCGCUGCCUCUCAAUGCCAGCACCUAUCGAGGAAUCGUGAGGGACACGUUGAAGAAGCACAAGAGGCUGCCCCCUUCAUCGCAAUCUCCAAACUUAUCACUGGUGGUCUCAGCUCUCAACGGCUAUCUCCCUUACCUCUUCGCCGUCGAUGCUGGACUUGGCCGAAAGGCAGCUCACGGGGAUGAGGUCAAUGUGAUCCUCAAGACUGCACCGGUAAUUGAGUGGCGGCCUACACUGUCUGAUGCCACGGUUCCGGGAAAGGAAAGCUCUCGGGUGAAGAUCCAGUCCCUCGAAUAUGAAGUCUUGUUUGCACUCUCGACGCUCGCCAACGCGUAUAGCCUCCAGGCAAGGGCGGUUCUACAUCCCCUAUAUGUGACAUCUAGUGCACCCGUGGGCACGCAACAGCGGCAGAGCGCCAUCACCGCCGCAACCAAGUACCUUCUUGAUGCUGCUGCGAUAUAUGACUACCUUGCAACCCGCGCCGAGAGCAUUGUCACAAGCCCACCAUCUGCGGACAUUGCUCCUACCACUCUCAGGGCCCAAUCUUCACUGGCUUUGGCCGAGGCUACUCUCCUGGCAGUGCUGAAAGAUGACCCAUAUCCGGCAGUCGUCGCCCAAGACCGGAAUAAGAACGACACGGAAUGGAUGUACAAAGCUCCGGAGAUACCAAAGGUCCGCGCCCACCUGUUUGCCCGACUCUGCCUUGCUGCCAGCGAGCAUGCGACCAAGGCAUACUCACUUUCGCAAGGGUCUGGAAGGGGCGGGAAACUCAACGACGGGUUUGUUCGCUAUCUCGAAGAUCUUCGCCGGACGAGCCGAGCGAAGGCCUGCAGGUUCUUUGGGAUUGACGCAGACCUUGGUGGGCAAACUGGCAGUGCGAUAGGCUGGCUCCAUGCUGCCUUGCAGGAGCUUGGUGUGGACCAGAAGGACGUGAAGAAGGGUCUCGGCCUUGGGCGACUCAAAAAGGAAUGGUCCGAGAAAAGGGAAGAUAGGAAGGUCGAGAAGGGCUCCAACUGGGGCUCUGAUGCAGGGAAGUGGGAGGAAACCCGGGUCGUUGAGUUGCUGGAGGCCAAAUGGGCAAAGCAGAACGAUACGAUGUUCACCCAAGAUAUUCCUGCCGCUGGCUCACUGCUUGCCCAGAUGCCGUCUGGGCGCGAAAUCCACAGCAUCAAGCCAUUCCAACCGCCAGUGCUCGAUGUCUCAUCUCUAGACGCUAUGCGGGCGCCCCCGGAUAGGUCUGAUGACCUAGGAGACGACCAGAGCUCUGGGGAUGAAGGAACGCUGGUCGACUCUAAUCCAGUAGGGGCAUUCCCAGGAACCCACGGAGAAUACAGAACUGCCACUCCGAACUAUUACUGA